AUGGAACGGAGCAGAUGUGACAAGGAGCGGAGGCAAGAUUGGAAGAAGUUAUGCAAGAUACCCAGCUCGCGCCGCGGGCUCAUUCUGACAUACGUUGUUUACACUUUCUUUGUUUUGUGUGUUUCUUUCAUCUCAUUGCGCUGUCUGGGAGGUACAGGCACCAUGGAACCCGAAUCUCUUUUUCCUUGCGGGCUCAUUGGUCAAACCCUUUCCUACUUCUACGACUUACCUUCUAAUGUACAUGUUGAUGUUUACGGGUUUGAUGGAGAAGCUUGUAGGGGUUAA
Messenger RNA from Colletotrichum lupini, 285 nucleotides. RefSeq lists its product as uncharacterized. The record is from RefSeq and is a predicted model, not a curated record. The transcript has a single exon. The coding region runs from base 1 to 285 and encodes 94 amino acids. Lineage: Eukaryota; Fungi; Ascomycota; Sordariomycetes; Glomerellales; Glomerellaceae.